UUCCUGGUGUUUCUCCUGAUCUACCUUAUAACUCCGACUGGGAACCUUCUCAUCCUUCUCCUGAUCUUCACUGACUCCCAUCUUCACUCCCCCAUGUACUUCUUCCUUGGAACCCUGGCAGGUCUGGAUAUGAGUUACUCCUCAGUCACUGUCCCAAGAAUACUCUUUGAUUUACUCAGAGAAAGAAAAAUUAUUUCUGUACAAGUUUGUAUAACUCAGAUCUACUUCUUUGUCUUUUUCAUUACAUCAGAGAUGUCUGUAAUGGCAGUGAUGUCCUAUGACAGAUACAUUGCCAUAUGUCGGCCUCUUCACUACAUGCAGAUAAUGAACUGGAAUGUUUGUGUUCAGUUUGAAUCAGGCGCGUUGCUUUUUAGUACAAUAUAUUCCUUGGUGCACACUCUUUUUUUAACUAAACUGACCUUUUGCCUCCCAAAUGUUUUGCAAAGUUUCUUUUGUGACAUUCCCCAGUUGCUUGAGGUCUCCUGUAGUGACACAUUCAUCAAUGUAUUGCUUAUAUUUCUCCUUGGAAUACUGUUUGCAACCAAAAGCCAUGAAAAUACUGAAGUCACAAAAAUACCCAAAGUUGAAGUCCUGAAGCAGAGAAAAGACCUGAAGCUACAAAAGGAGCUGAAGAAUCUAAAGAAGAACCUAUGCAAUCGAGAGAACUACGAGCUCUUGAUGUCUUCACUUGAGAUGAAUCUAAGAGAAAGGAAUAAAAAAACGACCAAAGACAAAGACCGAAGGAGGUCACAAAGCGAUGCAUCAGGUGAGGACAAUGACACAAGAUCGACUGAGAAGGACACACUGCGAGAGAGACACAGGGGCAAAUGUUAUUGA
Molecule: messenger RNA, 837 nt
Organism: Xenopus laevis (African clawed frog)
Lineage: Eukaryota; Metazoa; Chordata; Amphibia; Anura; Pipidae
Product: olfactory receptor 1J2-like
Exons: 3
Source: RefSeq, a predicted model, not a curated record